AUGGAGAUGUGUGGGAGCCGGCGCUUGGAACAAAACAGGGAAGUCGAGGACAUUUGUACGGAGUGUCGUGAGGCGGGACCCGCGACGAUAUCCGUGGACCCCACACGAGUGAACAGAGAUACACGUCCGUCAUGUGGAACUGAUCGCUGUGUCGAACUUUGUGUUAGUAUUCCUUGUCGGGUGUUAAGGUUGUUAGAGGAACGUUUCUGCUCCACACGGCCCCCACCCCCCCCCACCCCCUCUAAGAACAGGUUUCUUAUUAUUUUCUACAAUCCUGGCGGAGGUCUCUAUCUGUGUUCGCUAAACGACCUCGAAUCAAUCACGGCUUUUAUACUGGACAGGGCCCACCAUCCACCACCCACCACCCUCCACUGUACCCCUCCCUCGUGCUCGCAGCGGGUACAUGUUCACCUCCCCCCGCGCCUCACCCCUCAGCCCGCCACAACCCAAACUCCUCAAGCUUCAUGCGAACGUUAA
Messenger RNA from Danaus chrysippus (African queen), 477 nucleotides. NCBI's taxonomy places the organism in Eukaryota, Metazoa, Arthropoda, Insecta, Lepidoptera, Nymphalidae. The record is from the annotation of a GenBank genome assembly.